This is a messenger RNA of Corylus avellana, 687 nucleotides long. Its product is annotated as transcription factor DYT1-like. The record is from RefSeq and is a predicted model, not a curated record. NCBI's taxonomy places the organism in Eukaryota, Viridiplantae, Streptophyta, Magnoliopsida, Fagales, Betulaceae. Gene Ontology annotation, cellular component: nucleus. Gene Ontology annotation, molecular function: protein dimerization activity; sequence-specific DNA binding; DNA-binding transcription factor activity. Gene Ontology annotation, biological process: regulation of DNA-templated transcription.
CCAAUUUCUGCACAAAAUGAAAUAUGAAAUAGAGUCUGCCUUGACUGAAUUACACAUAUCAGAAGAAGGUAGCAGAAGGGGAAGGAUGGGCAGAAGGAGGUACAGCAAUGACGAUCAGACAGAGUUCAAGUCUAAGAACUUGUUUGCUGAAAGGAGGAGGAGGCAGAAGCUCAGUGACAGGCUGCUGGAACUACGUGCAUUAGUCCCUUUCAUCACAAAUAUGAACAAAGCAACUAUUAUCGAGGAUGCAAUUACAUACAUCCAGGACCUGCAGAUGAAUGUGGAGGUUCUUCAAGAACAGAUUUUCGAAAUGGAAGCAUCAUCUGAGGAGGAAGCAAAGCCAGGAACAGAAGAAACUUAUGCUGCAGACGAGAUGAAGAAAAGCGGGAUUCAGGCUGAGGUUGAAGCCGCCCAAAUUGAUGAGAACAAACUUUGGGUAAAGAUAGUCCUCGAGAAGAAAAGGGGUGGAUUCAGUAGACUGAUGGAGGCCAUGGGUGCUCUUGGAUUUGAACUCUUUGAUACAACUGUUACUUCCUCCAAAGGAGCAAUGCUUGUUUCAUCUUGUGUUAAGGGAAAAUAUGGUGAAAGGAUUCAAGUUCAGCACACCAGGGAGUUGCUGUUAGAGAUCAUUAACGGCAUAUAGAGCAAUUCAGAGUAUAACUGUUGAUCUUCAUCUAUACAAUUAAA